Messenger RNA from Physeter macrocephalus (sperm whale), 2988 nucleotides. It is a transcript of the gene CEP44, whose product is annotated as centrosomal protein 44. The record is from RefSeq and is a predicted model, not a curated record. Gene Ontology annotation, cellular component: centrosome; spindle pole. Bases 853 to 1911 code for a protein of 352 amino acids. Lineage: Eukaryota; Metazoa; Chordata; Mammalia; Artiodactyla; Physeteridae. The transcript has 12 exons.
GGGCUCUGUACGAACGUGCUGUGGAAUCUGCAGCGGGGAAUCCAGGCGCGCAGGGGAGCCGGCAGCUUGGAAGGUCUUGCCGCGGUGCGUGGCGGGCUUCCACCCGCUGCUCCGAAUACAAACGGUCGGCGGGAGAAGCGCGCCCCGGCAUCGGCGUCGGGCCGCAGGGAGUCGUUUCUGGAGGCUGGGCGUCUGGGGCUCUGGGAUUGCGCCUACCACCACCUCCUCUGCCCGUUGUGCGGGGCCGGAGGCCUUUGGAGCCCGUCCUUUGCUCGGCCGCUGCUGGAUCCAGCUGUACUUGUAUCUUACUCUUCUUCAAAAUAUUUAUUCUGCUGGUACUGAAGAGGAUGUGUUCCAGGGACAUACUUUGUUGUCAGAAAUUCCAUUACCAAAGGUAGCAGUAAUGAGACAUUGGUAUAUGUUACCGGACUUCAGAGAAAGGAAGGACGGAAAGAUACCAUAAAGUGUUAAAUAAAACAAAAAUUCCAUGUACCGCAAAGAUGGAACAUACAUCUGAAAGGAUUAAAGGAAGUCUGUAGGAAGAGUGAUUUCAUUUUAGAGGAAGCUUCAUUCCCAGAGGAUUCAAUACUCAAGCUUUGACCACUGGAAGCUGUUUCAUUUGGUUCCUCUGUCCCUAUGACAUACGUACGUGUGGGAUUUGUUUGUUUGUUUUGUGUGUAAUUUCUUACUUUCUAGAAUUAUAUAAUGCCUCAGGCUCAUCUCAUAUAUUUCCUGCCCCAGUCCUAGAAUUGGCCAUUUCUCCAGGGAGCCAGCAUUACACAUAUUCUGCAUCUAUAUUAAGGUGAAAAAUUAGAUAAUUUCCAAAGCUGGAGCUGAAUCGAAUGUUAAAUAAUGGCAACAGGUGACUUAAAAAGAAGCUUACGGAACCUAGAACAAGUGCUUCGCUCGCUAAAUUAUCCUAGAGAGGUGGAUUGUGUAGGUUUGGUAAAGGGAGACACAGCAGCCUCUCUGCCCAUCAUCAGCUAUUCCCUUACCUCAUAUUCACCUUAUGUAGCAGAACUUCUUGUGGACUCCAAUGUAGAGCUCAUAGCAAAGAAUGACUUACGCUUCAUAGAUACUGUCUACAAGCUUCUUCGUGAUCAGUUUAAUUAUAAACCAAUCUUGACGAAAAAGCAGUUUCGCCAAUGUGGAUUUGCAGAAUGGAAAAUCCAAAUUAUAUGUGAUAUUUUGAAUUGUGUGAUGAAAAAGCACAAGGAGUUGAGUGGUCUUGAGAAGACUCCAUCACAACAAAGAAAAAAAAUCAGUUCUGCUAAGUCAGAACCUUGUUCAAGCGCUGAGAAGACAUCAACUGAACCUGUGGGCAUUGACGUCACUGGCAGGUUUAUGACUUCAGGAAAGAAGAAAGCUGUGGUGAUCCGGCACCUGUACAAUGAAGAUGGUGCUAACAUUCCUGAAGAUACAGUAACAGAUGUUAAUGAAGCAUUUGAUAUUUGUGACUUAAAGGCUACUGAAAUAAAGAUUCCUGAAUUACAGGUUCCUGAAAUUAAGUGUGAGCAGCAAGAUACAGAAGUCAAUCCUGAGAUUAUUGCACUACAGACUAUGCUUGCUGAAUGCCAAGAAAAGCUGAAGAAACUGACUUGCAUAGAAAGUAGAUUAGAAUCUUUGGAAGAAAAAAUGAAAGGGAAAGUGAUGGUGAAUGAAAAAACCUGGGCUGAUCUUCUAAGUCGUGUCACUCUUCUUGAAACAGAAAUGCUUUUAUCUAAAAAGAAUGAUGAAUAUAUAGAGUUUAAUGACAUGAGUGGAGACUGUGCUUCUAGUAGCGACAUGGAUAGUCUCAAUCCGGAAAAAGCAAAGAGGAAAGGCAAGCAAAUAUUCCUUUGUCCUCUGGUUAUAGUAUGGUGUCAUCCGAUUCAACUCCCAGAACCUCAACUAUUAAUUACUGUGGUUUGAAAGAGAUUUCUGAGGUAAGAAGAACUGGCAACUACUUAGGUGAUUUCCUUUGUAAGGUCAGGAGAGCAAGCAGGCAUUAGCUUUAGUUGUAGAAGCCGUGGGCAAGAAAAAUAGUGAAGCUGUAAAUCUUAAUCUCAUAAAAAUCCUUUGUGAUAAAUAAAUGGUACUUAAUGCAGUGUUUUAGACUGUGUUUUAUAUGUUCACGGUCCAUCUCUGAUUAUGGUUUACUUUGAGAAAUGGCCUAAAUUUGUUGCUUUUUAAAUUAAAGGAAACAACAUUCCAGAAAAUGGAAAGGAUGAAAAAAAUGUAAGUAACAGAAAGGGGCAACAGAAAUUCAUUUCUCUAUAGGGAAUUGUGCUGGAUUACAAUAUAUAAAGAAUGUGCAUGUGUGUUUCAAACCUUGAAGGUCUCUCAAUCAGGUGUGGAAUUUCCUUCAAGACUCCAGUGGAUAGUAAUUUACACCUCCAGUUAUGUGUUUGUGAGAUGAGUCACUGUUUUUGUUUCCAACAAGUGAUGUAAAACAUUGUUAAUGGAAUUAAUUGCAGAUUAAAGAGUGCAGUGAUAGUUUUGGUCGAUAAUCAAGAAGUUAUCUAUUUUUGAUAACUACUUUAUCAAAAUAUUAAAUUGUGUAUGUAGAUGGAUGGUUUGGAGACAUUUUAAGUAUCGUGAAAGCAUUGCUAGUCCUUUUCAGAAAAUUGUUGGUAUGGUAGUACUAAAUACGAUACUUUUAUCUAGUACAAAUAUGAAAUUACAUGAUUUUUUUAAAGAACAGUUGAAAGAAAAUAUGAAAUGAAAUUGUAUAAGAUUAUCAUGCAGCGUACUACUUUAAAAGACUAUAAUUUUUUUGUUUUGGAAAUUUCAGAUGCGCUGAAAUAACUUAUACUUCAAGAAUUAAAGAUGCAUAAUUGAUUCUACUUGUUUUUCCUCCCCUUCUGGCCAUAGUAUACUUAUUAACAGUAACUACCUAUAAAUAAGCACUGAAAUGUAUUUAAGGCUCAAAAGCAUAAUUGCAGCAACCUAAUUCCUAUGCCUCACUAUGAAUUUGUUACUUACUUAAUAUAUUAUUUAUGUAUUGUA